This is a messenger RNA of Varroa destructor (honeybee mite), 6162 nucleotides long. RefSeq names its product centrosomal protein 164 (gene Cep164). The record is from RefSeq and is a predicted model, not a curated record. NCBI's taxonomy places the organism in Eukaryota, Metazoa, Arthropoda, Arachnida, Mesostigmata, Varroidae. Gene Ontology annotation, molecular function: protein binding.
CCAAAAGUACACAUCCAAAACACAACAGCAGCUCGUAUAGGAGCAAUCCAACUACAUAGCGCUUCGCACUGGUUUGCUAAGAGCCCGACGCUUGGUCCUUAGAAUAUCAACAUUGCCCAGACCCCAGACAGCAAGUCUCCACGAGUUCUGCUCAAGUCGCGCGUAACCCUUUACGUUGCAUUGCGUAUAAUAGACCGCUAAAACCCUGAUGCUUUAUUACUGCAUUGCAUCCUUAAGGACCCUUAACAAGUUCAACUCUCAACGGACAAGCUCAAUGUUGCACAAUAAGACUGUUUCUCGUGUGAUCCAGAAAUCAAACAUUCACUUAUUGAGGGUACAUUGAAAGAGCUGACGUAGCAAUUCCAAAAUGGACUACGGGACAUGACCCUAGGUGUGCAAUUGUGUAGUACUAUCAAUGUAUCGAUUAGUCGUUCUGAAGCUCUGGCUUUUUGAAGCAGUCGCAGCAACAUCAGCCAGGCCGCAUAGUGUGCGGAAGGCAGUGCUUAGAAUUAGAAGAUCGUUAUUAAAGGUCUGACGGACUCGUCAGCCAAUAUUUAUUUUAAUGUGUGCAUCAUUCUGCCAACUGUAGCAUCAACCUGUAUAAUUGGCAAGGUGUGAUUAUUUAGAAGGAGGUCAUCGACCCGUGAGUUAUCCAGCAGUGUCGCUUGCCUUUUUAGGUGAGACGUGUCCUACUAAGGCCAUGUCAAUCACAAGCGUUGUACGUCGGACGGCGCGUUUACUUAAGGAGGUAGCUAAAGAUGACGAGCCUCCAUGCGAUGAAGACGUCCGGACGUUUGCAGACCAUAUUGGCAUACGUUUGCCCGCUGAAGAGGAUCUUCUUUGGAUCGCCCGAUGCGCUCUUACGGCAGCCGUACCACCUCCGUGGCUGCCUGUGGAAGACACGACUGCUGAUCCGGCUCGAGUAUACUACUACAAUACGGUAACUGCGGAAUCAUGCUGGGAGCACCCGUUGGAUGCUUACUACAAGAUGUUCGUAAAACAGGAGAGAUUCAAAAUGGUGACGAAAGCUACAAGUCAGCGUCAGCAAAGGAAUUCUGAGGACAGCGGUACUUCUCUGAUGUCGUCUUUGGACGACGUCCCUCCACUUUCUGCGGCGAUGUCCGCUAAGGAAUCUGAUAGCGUCUUCCAUAUGUCCCUACGACGACGCACAGCUUCACAACGAAGCCGAAGUCGCUCAUGUCCUUCAGGUCUAAACCGUAAAUCGCCAGGUGGACUUGGCGGACAUAGUCCGGUCUGUGAAACUAAUCAAGAUGACGGCUCCAAACGAACGGGUGCUACUAGCGAAAUCGCUUCGGAGAAUCAGACGUCAACAGUCAAAAUCAGGGAGGAAGCCUGUGUCAUCAAGGAGUUAACCUUGCAGAAGAAGCACUUGAUGGCCGAGCUGAACAAGCUUAAAAAUGAGGUCCGUAAAUACCAGUUUAUACGCGAGCGGAUUAAGUUUUCACCGCAAAGCGAACUACCACUGGGAACAAAGGGCCUCAGUUCGCUCGGCUUUUCUACGCCGUUGCGGGCGCAUAGUGCCUCUCAGACAGAUGUCUCCAUGGGAGGCAUGGCCGUUCCUACCCAACCAUCGCCACCGAAGGCACAGCCACGUGCCAACAUCGGCAAUAGAAAAACUUUCCUCUCAUCAGCCACUACCACCUGUAGUUCUCCACUUUUGGCUUAUUCGACUUUGCCUACGACAAAGCAGGAACAUGAAGCCAGAGUAUCUCACGACGAUCUACUUCGAAUCAGCGAGAGAGUCGACCAACUUAGACAACGACAUCAUGAAAUCGCUUUGAAAGCGGUUCAAGAACUUAUUGAGGAUCCACCAAUCGCUGCCGAGUUGCUUCAAAGUAGUCACAAUAUGCCGCCUCUGCCAAGCUACCCAAUUCAGACAAGCAACCCACUGCCCGAGCCCCCGCGAGACUUUCGGUCGUCAGCGAAUCAUCACGGGGCACCGCCACCACUCGUUCCACCCCAUAUGUCAAACGUGUCCAAUGUUCAUCCCGUAGGCCCCAUUGGGUCGCUACCCGCCUCUUUAAGUGAAGGUCCAUCGAGAGUCGUGGCUCCGUCUGGAGCUGGCCCUCAACAAAUGACUUCACAGGAAGAGUGGGUUCGGCGCCUAGUUAAACUUCGCUGUGGAAUCAAUGAAUGUAAGCUUAAGCAGCUUGCAAUUAAGUAAUAAAUAUCAGCAAUGCUCGGCUUGACGACGUCGAAUUUCACGAGUAGCCACAUCGUUUAUGAUGUAUGACGUCUAUGACGUACCGAAUCGACCUUAUAGAUCGCGUGAAAUCUUUCGUAUCACAUCUGCGAACAAUGGCGCGUCAGAAACUCACUGGAAUCGAAAAACUGACGAGAUAUUUGAAAGAUUUGAAGCGAGGGUGAAGGCGAAGGAUCAAUGCCAUUGAAGGUUUACUAGUGGCCCGUAAUGUAUUAUUAGGCUGUCUGUCAGUUGAAUCUUAAUGAAUGAAUAUUGCAGUACAUAGAAGAUAUAUACCGCUCCAUUUUCCCUUGUGCGUAGAAGACGUCGAAGGCGAGAGAAGUGAAAAUCAGGAUUGUGUCAAUAUCGAUCGAACAAAUUUUGCUAGUUGUUGAGCAUUGUUAGGUGUGAUUUGCCUGAAGAUGAAAGGGAACUUGUAUGUUCACGUGACGCUGAUGAUGAAAGCAGACAUCAUCGUUCUGAUUGCAAUAACUGUACAACACUAUUCAGAUUGACUUAAUAAUGUAAAAUUGCUUGAUUUACCACUUUACGAAGGAAUUUUUCCGUCCCUGCGUUUAGUUGGUGUUUUACCAUGGCCUAAAAUGGGUGCUGACCGCUCACAUAAGCGGACUAUCAGAAAGAUCCGUUUUUUUGUUGUUUCCCCGUGGGCAGGCACACGCGUUAAGAUCACUAAAGCCUAUUACAAGUGCAAGUUAACGCACUGGAUUUUCUAGCCGUUGGGUUAAACUGUGUACCCUAUGUAACCGUUGUGCUGAUCAGAAGGGCAAGUCGUGGUCUGUCGGACCCAGGUAACUCUUAAAUAGAUAUAAUACUUGUGUCACACGCGCCAACGUACGAACUACCAUACCGAACUAAUGUUAAAGGGCGAUUAACGUUUGCUUAAUAAAUGCAACAACAACAAGGACUAGGACACAGUGCAUGAAGCUAAUUCAGCUAAUCAACCAAAGAGGUUUAAGCGUGGUAAAAAGUGCGAGUCCGCGAAACUUGUUCAAUCGGGAAUAGGCCAACAUUGCAAAAACAAUCUAUACGGGGAAAGAUAUAUGCUGCUUUGCAAUAUGCAUAUAUAUAUAUAUAUAUAUAUAUAGAUUAUAUACGUUCAUAAUUCUGAAAAGCUUAAUAGUGAGACAUAUAUAAAUACCGCUAUCUGCAUAUACUUAGGCAAAUAUUCGGGUAAAUUGAUAUGCAAGUAAACGUAACUAAAGAAGUACCGUUUAUCGAUAUGAAGUGGCUACUAAGAGAGCUAUUAUUUCUCUUGAUUUAGCAAAAAAAUAACAAAUCGUUUGCCUGUGGACCCGCUAAAGACGCAAUGUGGACUUCCAUUUCAAUGAAUCACUCAUGUAUCAAUAAUAGGAACAGAGUCAUACAAAUGAAGAGCAAUCACUGUUUCCCUCAAGAUUCUUACUAGAAAACUCACACUUGUUAUUAUGAACGCCGUUAAAUAUAUUAAAGUCUAUUGUAAACAUUACAUAUUCUCAUUGAGCUAACAACUGAUACGACGCAGCUCUACAACUCGUACCUCCGAUAAAUUUAAUGUACAGGGCGGACCUUUAUUUUUGUUUUUGUUUUCGUUAUUAUCUAAUGGCUAGCGCUUAGCCAAACGAAGAAGCAAUAAUACAUUAACGACUUAAUGUCGCCUUUCCAUUGAAUUUUCAACAAAUAGGUAAGUUCCAUUGCAUAAUUUCAUGCACUUCUGUAGUCUUGCGCAGGUGCACAAGAUAGAAUGUUCAAAUGGUUAUCAAUUAUUUUUAAGAUCAGGUCAUGAUAAAUAAGACAAUUCCCUGGACAACUUAACCUUCCUAGUAACUAAAGAAAACACUGACAAGUUACAAGGCGAUCUUAAUAAGUUGCUCAACGACAUCGGAGACGACUAUCAUACAUGUGGCACAUAUACAUAUAUAAAGCUUCCACAGAACGUACGAUUUUUUCAUAUAUCUAGAAGAUAGGUUCUAAUAUUUCCUCUAAAAUUGGUUCGAAAUUGGUGUAGCUAAAGAGGGGUGUAGUAAUUUAAAUAUUUCUCUAAAGAACUUGGUCUGCUAAUUUAGUGGGAGGGGCAACGUAAGAUCUCGUCAAUAUUUGGAUCAUUCUCCGCGCAGAAGUUCUGGAACCAAAAAGAAGCGCAGAAAGUUUACCUCAAUUACCUUUCUAACUUGGUGUUAAUUGCCCUAACUACAUUGUAGCAUUCAUAUCAUCAACGAAAUUUUCCCAUAACGUGUGUGUAUGUUCUUAAUAGUGACAUUCAUUAGCGAUGUUUUCGUCAGUUUCACUCGUUCCCAAUACGUUUUACCGCUACUGAAUUUCAAGGUUAUCCCUUAAAGUUACUAACUAAGCUAACUGCUGGUCUACUCAGAUAAUCAUAGAAUUUUUACGAGGUUUCCUUUGUUUUUCAUGGUUUGUUUGAGGUUGUAUAAUGGGAUAUUCCGGUGGAAGUUGCGACUAGUGAGGUGCAAAUGGAGCGACUGUAGGAGCAUUUUACGGUUAACGUUAUUGACCCGGUUGUAUCACUUUAUUAUCGCAGGAACCAGCGCUUGGCAUAGGUACUUGAAGAAAUGGCGCCAAUGCUAGAGUCUUAUCUGUACACUGAUGUAUGCAUAGCUACGUGUGGGCGGGUGGCUGGGUGUAUUAGACUGGGCAUGUGCGAUCUUAUUUUAUUUACUGCACUCCUCGAAAGUACAGAUAAUAAUUAUCCAAGCGCACUACUCGAAUCAAUUGUUACAUAUAUGUAAAUGAUCAAUGGUGUAGAAGCAAUUUCCUUUAUUAUUAUUAUUAUAAUUUUGUAUCCAUCUAAGCUCUUUAUAUGUGUCCUGUUCGAUACUUACUUAAGCUACUACUGUUUUCAGGAUUGCAAGGAUAUACCGACUGCCAAACUUAACGGUCUCUAAUUGUCACUGUCCUUCGAAAUGCAUUAAUAAUUUAGAUUCAAAUAAACAUUGAGUAAAGGUACUUUGACAUUUUUUUUCCAAUUUCCACGGCCCUUUUGCUGGAAACAUUGAGGAUGUUUUUUUUUGCUGGAUACAAGAUUACGAUGAUAUUUUCACUAGCAGUCUCUCACGAGUUUCUUCUACUGUAUUAAUAUGUUCUCUUUCUACAUUUUCGAAGAUAUCACUGGACUACUUCUCCCACACUAAGACCCAGUUGAAACGGUCGACUCCACCAAUCUGAGGGGCAUUGAUGCCUUCAUGCCUUUUGACGAAAAAGUUUACAAAGAUCCUAAUAAAUUGACAAUUAUGAGAGAAUAAUUUAAAUAACAAUGUUAUUAAACGCCUGGAUACCGUAUUUGUAGAUUAUAUUGUCCGUGGACGCAUCAAGGACUGUUCCCUCGUUUGACAUGGCUUUUUUUCUUUUUCUUUUAAACGGAUAGUAAAAUGCAUUUACUUAUAUCUAGGUGUGUCCUGAAUGAUGUAGCUUCCCUUUCCGACAAUCCCCACAAGGUCCACUAAACGCGAUAAGCUUCUGUCCUUUUACAGUCGACAAAUACAAACGGCUACCACGUUAAUGUUGUGAAUACCAUUCACCGGCAAUUUGACUACAGUGAAAUUGAAUAGUAAGUUUGUAGUUGGCAAUUAAAUUCUGAUUUGAUGCCAACCUGUAAACUUUCAACUUUGCUAACCCAUAAAUAUAAUAAAUGUCAUUUUCCCAUUGUAAAAAUAUAUAUAUAUAUAUAUAUAUUGAUAGAAAAUAAUGAGAGAUAACGGCUGAGCAGAAAUUUAAUCUUAAAAUGGUGGUCAUACAAUGUCUCUGAUGCAUUUCCGUAAAGCAUAUAUACUUAGAAGUAAUUAUGAGCAACAAUAAUGAUCCUAGAUUCGAUGAGAUAAUUCAAUGAGCCUACAAUAACGUAUCUGUUUACCAAAAACGAUUUUUUCAUUUAAAACUAUAUAGAGUAGGUCACGUACAAGUACUUGAUAUGGAGUGCUAAGUUAUAACGAAUUAAACAAUGAAAU